UGUGUGUGUGUGUGUGUGUGUGUUAGUUCGUUAUAAAUGUUAGGUACACCGACGUCACCAGCACACUUUCGAUUUAACGUCCAAACACGUCGUUAUAUAGGCUGCGAAACAGUUGUGAUCGAAGUUGUAAUUUAAUAUAUCAUAUUAUUCAGACGGAAUAAUAUCUGCGAGUACGCAGUCGUGUCAUCGAGUUCCUGACGUCGUUUAGUGUGCCGGUUUUAGUACCUACCUAUCCAUUAAGAUGGGUUCAACCAAGUUGAACAUUGUUUUGGUUUUGUUGCAACUGACGAGCAUGUGCAUGUGUCAAAAGUUCAACCCCGUGUACCGGGGGGGACCGAUCACCACGGACAGGCAGAUCGCAGCCGGCCAACAGCAGUACACGAACGACGCGGCGCUGCAGUCGGCCGUCGCCGGCGACGUUUACCAACAAUAUCCGGAACAGCAAUACAACUACCCGACACAGGCGUACUACUAUCCGCCACAGCAAAAGCAAAUGUUGGAGAAGCAACAACAGUCUAGGUUAGAGCAACAACGGCUCCAGCUCCAGCAGUUGCAACAGCUCCAGUCGUCCUGGGCCGGUUACUACCAACCGGCUGUGUCGCCUCAGCAACAGCAGUACACCAGUGACUACCAACAGCAAUUGCAGCAGCUACAGCAGCAACAGCAGCAACCGCAGCAACAGCAACAGCAGCAGCAGCAGCAAUAUUACCAAACAGUGGAGAAACCACUGUUCAGGCCUGCUGCCAUACCGGUAAACGAGGCGCCAGCCGAGGGCCCGCAGCAACAGAAGCCGAACAGCUUGUACCAGCAGCAAAACGGCGCGUUGGCCAAUCAGCAAUUGCCACAAAACCCGCUGGGAGUGUACUACUCGUCGGCCGCCGACGUGUCGAAAUUUCAAUUUUCCGGCAACGGUGUUAACUAUUCGUAUUGAAUAAUAAUUAUGUGAAUUUUGUUAUGCAUUUUUUUGUUUUGUUCUGUUUUGUUUUUUUUAAUUAUUAUUAUUAUUAUUA
Molecule: messenger RNA, 1010 nt
Organism: Myzus persicae (green peach aphid)
Lineage: Eukaryota; Metazoa; Arthropoda; Insecta; Hemiptera; Aphididae
Exons: 3
Coding region: 242-931 (229 amino acids)
Source: RefSeq, a predicted model, not a curated record